AUGUAUGGAAUCGGUGCGCUUGUAUUUCUACUCUCCCUAGGGACGUCAUUUGCACAGAUCGGUAAUUAUACACACGCACAAAUCCUUGCAGGUAUGGAUAAAGUUUUCGAGUUGGUUGAUAUCAAUAACGAUACUUUCGUGGAACUUAGCGAACUGGAAGGGGCAUGGCUCUCAAUUGAUAGUAACCAUGACAACCAAGUGAGUGAAUAUGAGUACGAACAGAAAGGUGCCCAACAUGAAUUCCGUGGGAUAGUUUUCCGGGAAAUGGACUAUGAUGGAGACGGUUACGUGGGCCGCAGUGCCAUCAUGGGAGAAUACUCUGUGAUGGACACCAACGCCGACAACACUGUCAGCCGGUCUGAAUUCGACAAAUAUUAUGCGACGUUAUUGGAGAAUGCGUUCCAUCAUUAUGGAUACCUGUUAGGAUAG
Molecule: messenger RNA, 429 nt
Organism: Ylistrum balloti
Lineage: Eukaryota; Metazoa; Mollusca; Bivalvia; Pectinida; Pectinidae
Exons: 5
Coding region: 1-429 (142 amino acids)
Molecular function (GO): calcium ion binding
Source: RefSeq, a predicted model, not a curated record